Molecule: messenger RNA, 3025 nt
Organism: Pseudopodoces humilis (Tibetan ground-tit)
Lineage: Eukaryota; Metazoa; Chordata; Aves; Passeriformes; Paridae
Gene: MARK1
Product: microtubule affinity regulating kinase 1
Biological process (GO): protein phosphorylation; intracellular signal transduction
Cellular component (GO): cytoplasm
Molecular function (GO): ATP binding; protein serine/threonine kinase activity
Source: RefSeq, a predicted model, not a curated record
CCCUCGGAGCGCCGGGCGCGGCGCCGCCGCGGCCCGCACGAUGUCCACUCGCACACCGCUGCCCACCGUCAAUGAGCGGGACACGGAGAACCACACCUCUGUUGAUGGAUACACCGAACCACACAUCCAGCCUAUCAAGUCAAGUAGCAGACAAAAUAUCCCACGAUGUAGGAACUCCAUCACAUCCACAAAUGAGGAGCAUCCUCACAUUGGAAAUUAUCGCUUGCUGAAAACAAUAGGAAAAGGAAAUUUUGCCAAAGUGAAGCUGGCAAGGCAUGUGCUUACUGGAAGAGAGGUUGCUGUGAAAAUAAUAGAUAAAACCCAGCUAAAUCCUACUAGCCUGCAAAAGUUGUUUCGAGAAGUACGAAUAAUGAAGAUUCUGAAUCAUCCCAAUAUUGUAAAAUUAUUUGAAGUUAUUGAGACUGAAAAGACGUUGUAUUUGGUAAUGGAAUAUGCCAGUGGGGGAGAAGUGUUUGACUAUCUAGUUGCACAUGGAAGAAUGAAAGAGAAAGAGGCUCGUUCAAAAUUCAGGCAGAUUGUAUCUGCUGUACAGUAUUGUCAUCAAAAAUGCAUAGUUCAUCGUGAUCUUAAGGCAGAAAACCUUCUGCUUGAUUCAGAUAUGAAUAUAAAAAUUGCAGACUUUGGGUUUAGUAAUGAGUUCACGGUUGGUAAUAAACUGGACACGUUUUGUGGCAGCCCGCCUUACGCCGCUCCUGAACUUUUCCAAGGAAAGAAAUACGAUGGCCCUGAAGUGGAUGUGUGGAGUCUUGGGGUGAUUUUGUACACACUAGUGAGUGGAUCACUGCCAUUUGAUGGUCAGAACCUAAAGGAACUGAGGGAGCGAGUACUGAGGGGGAAGUACCGCAUUCCAUUCUAUAUGUCCACAGACUGUGAAAAUCUACUGAAGAAGCUACUAGUACUGAAUCCAAUAAAACGAGGCAGCUUGGAACAAAUCAUGAAGGAUCGGUGGAUGAAUGUUGGUCAUGAAGAAGAAGAACUAAAGCCAUAUACUGAGCCUGAACCAGAUUUCAAUGACACCAAAAGAAUAGACAUUAUGGUCACAAUGGGCUUUUCAAGAGAAGAAAUCCAUGAAUCUUUAGUAAAUCAAAAGUAUGAUGAAGUCAUGGCUACUUACCUGCUUCUAGGUAGAAAACCACCUGAAUUUGAAGCAGGUGAUUCCUUGUCCAGCAGCAACUUGGGUCAAAGGUCUCGUCCCAGCAGCGACCUCAACAACAGCUCGGUGCAGUCCCCCGCUCACUUGAAGGUCCAGCGGAGCAUCUCCACCAACCAGAAACAGCGGCGCUUCAGCGACCAUGUUGGCCCCUCGAUUCCUCCUGCUGUGUCAUACACAAAAAGGUCUCAGGCAAACAGUGUGGAAAGUGAACAGAAAGAAGACUGGGACAAGGAUGUCUCACGCAAACUCGGCAGCACUACAGUGGGAUCCAAGGGAGAGAUGGCUGCAAGUCCACUUGUGGGUCCAGAAAGAAAGAAGUCAAGUGCAGUUACCAGUAAUAAUGUGUUUUCUGGUAGUGGAAUGACAAGAAGGAACACUUACGUUUGUGAACGUUCUUCAGAUCGCUAUUCUGCAAUACAGAAUGGGAAGGACAACAGCCUGACGGAAAUGUCUGCAAGCAGCACAUCCUCUGCAGGCUCUGCAGUGGCCUCUGUCUCCACACGCCCUCGGCAUCAAAAGUCUAUGUCUGCCUCUGGUCACCCUAUCAAAGUCACACUGCCAACCAUCAAAGAUGGUACUGAAGCUUACCGACCAAGCAGUGCAACUCAAAGAGUGCCUGCUGCCUCCCCAUCUGCUCAUAGCAUUAGCACCACCACUCCAGACCGGACCCGCUUUCCCCGGGGCAGCUCCAGCCGCAGCACUUUCCACGGGGAGCAGCUGCGGGAGCGGCGCAACGCCACCUACAACGGCCCGCCCGCCUCGCCCUCCCACGAGACCGGGGCGUUCGCACACGCCAGGAGAGGGACGUCCACAGGCAUCAUCAGCAAGAUCACCUCCAAGUUUGUUCGCAGGGAUCCAAGUGAAGGCGAAGCCAGUGGCAGAACUGACACCUCAAGGAGUGUUUCUGGGGAGCCUAAAGACAGAGAGAAGGAGGAUAGCAAAGAUUCAAAGCCACGCUCCUUGCGCUUCACGUGGAGUAUGAAGACCACGAGUUCUAUGGACCCGAAUGAUAUGAUGAGAGAGAUUCGGAAAGUGUUAGAUGCCAAUAACUGUGAUUACGAACAAAAAGAGAGGUUUUUGCUUUUCUGUGUCCACGGUGAUGCACGACAAGACAGCCUUGUUCAGUGGGAGAUGGAAGUCUGCAAACUGCCACGAUUGUCGCUCAAUGGAGUUCGCUUCAAGAGAAUAUCUGGGACUUCUAUCGCAUUUAAGAACAUUGCAUCCAAGAUAGCAAAUGAGCUUAAGCUGUAAAGAGAACCUAAAUUCUUUGGGAUCAGGGAAGAUUCAUACAUGAUCUACACUUUGAAUGUACUGGUUUCGCCUAAUGUGAUUGGCCUGUGAAACUCCCCAUGUAGAAAUUGCCCUUACUGCAAUAAGGUUAUACAUAGUUAUUCAGAAUUGUAAAGUUAAAUCCAGUAUGACCUAUAUUAAAUAACUGUAGCUAAAGAAGUUAUGUUCACAUGUACAGGUAAGUAUAUAGAGCAUUCUGUUCAUUUUAUGUUCAUAGAGUUGUAUAAUAAAAAGAUGACUGCUUAAAUUCAGAUCUUGUAUAGUUGUCUAGAUUUCUGCACAGAAAUGUAUGUUUGAUGCUUUGAGUUGGAAAAGUUCUUCCCUAUCAUUUACAUUUUUGGUGGGUUUUAUAAGUCUUACCUCUACCAUGCGUUUUUUAAAAAACUUGUCCUGAGUCAAAUGCACAAACUAGUUUUCACAACUGUAGCAUGACCAUUUUUAAUUAUUUAAAAAUUGUUCAUGAGUUGAACCAAAAGUCGAUGAGUAAUUGGCUUUUGUUCUACAUGAGACUGUUCCUGCUUAUCUUUGGCUCUUAUCCUUGUUAUUGGACAGUGUUUAGUU